Molecule: messenger RNA, 603 nt
Organism: Rosa rugosa (rugosa rose)
Lineage: Eukaryota; Viridiplantae; Streptophyta; Magnoliopsida; Rosales; Rosaceae
Exons: 3
Coding region: 90-416 (108 amino acids)
Source: RefSeq, a predicted model, not a curated record
GCCAAGCUACAUUAAGUUCACUUUAAACUCAAUCACCUCUUAUAUUGCCAUUCACAGAUACAAACUGUAAGCAAUCAAUCAACUGAGAAAUGGCGUACUCAAAGACUAUUCUUCUUGUUGUCUUUGCCGUUCUCCUCAUCACUGCUGAGGUCUCAGCUCAUCGUGACCUAACUGAGACAACCACUCCAACUACUGAUGGUAGCGAGGCAUACAAUAGAGGAGGCAAUGGAGGAAACGGAGGAGGCAAGGGAGGAAAUGGAGGAUACGGAGGAGGAAUCAAUGGAGGAAACGGAGGUGGCAAGGGAGGAAACGGAGGAGGCAAGGGAGGCAAUGGAGGAGGCAAGGGAGGAAAUGGCGGCAAUGGAGGAAAGGGAGGAAAGGGAGGGGGCGGGCAUGGACCCGAAAUCGAGAACUAGAUGAUGAUCCAGCUGCUGCAAAAGUAUUAGGGUGGAAGAGGUAUGCACUAGCUUGUUUGCUAAUCAAUAAAUUUGUAUUGGUUGAAUAGUCCACAAAACUCUCAAUCAUAUCUUUGUAAUUUGAUCCUCGGAUCAACUUGUUAUGUUCCAUGUACUAUCUAUAAAACCACUUAAUUUGCUGCGUUUA